Molecule: messenger RNA, 1512 nt
Organism: Xiphias gladius (swordfish)
Lineage: Eukaryota; Metazoa; Chordata; Actinopteri; Istiophoriformes; Xiphiidae
Gene: dnd1
Product: DND microRNA-mediated repression inhibitor 1
Exons: 5
Coding region: 10-1266 (418 amino acids)
Biological process (GO): mRNA stabilization; negative regulation of miRNA-mediated gene silencing
Cellular component (GO): nucleus; cytoplasm
Molecular function (GO): mRNA binding
Source: RefSeq, a predicted model, not a curated record
CGCCAACAGAUGGUGCCUUUGGAAGAUCAAAUCAAGUUGUUCAAUGUAAAUCAAACGCUUGACUCCGCCCACAUUGAGCACGGCCCCGAACCGCAGACUUCAGUGAGGGGUACGUGGAUGAUGGAGAAUAACCAGUGCCAGGUGCUGAACUUGAAGAGGGUGCAGGCACUGGAAACCUGGCUAAAAACAACCGAUACAAAACUGACUCAAGUAAAUGGCCAGAGGAAGUAUGGAGGACCACCUGAUGUGUGGGAUGGCCCCACCCCAGGAGCCCGCUGUGAGGUCUUCAUAAGCCAGAUCCCACGGGAUGCCUACGAGGACCUGCUGAUCCCCCUGUUCAGCUCUGUGGGCCCAAUCUGGGAAUUUAGGCUCAUGAUGAACUUCAGUGGGCAGAACCGCGGUUUUGCAUACGCCAAAUACAGCUCGUCAGGUGUCGCUGCUGACGCGGUCCGCCUGCUGCACGGCCACAUGCUGGAGCCCGGCUUUCGUCUCAGUGUCCGCCGCAGCACAGAGAAGAGACAUCUCUGUAUCGGAGACCUGCCAGCUGCCACCAGGCAAGAGGAGCUACUGCAGGUACUGCGUGUGCUGGCAGAGGGGGUGGAGAGAGUGUCUCUGAAGGCUGGGCCUGGUAUAGAGGGUGUGUCAGCUAUAGUAGCCUUCUCGUCCCACCAUGCUGCUUCUAUGGCCAAGAAGAUCCUGGUGGAAGCAUUCAAAAAGCAGUUUGCAAUGACCGUCUCAAUCAAGUGGCAGUCAACAGUGAAUCCGAGCCCGGUCGAGCCACUGCCACAGAAACCUCCAAAGAGCCUCCUGGUGUCACCCCUGAAGAUGCCGUGCCACAUCCUGAAUUCUCCACGGCCCUCAGUCCUGCCUCCUCGUCUGGCCCGCCCUCCAUCCAUCCCCCCGGGUUUCUGCAGAGCAGUGGGAGGACCCGCUGCCCCCGCACACCCUCCCUGCUCCUCCACCUUCUCUUCUUCCUCCUCCCAGGGGCAUCUAGUUUCUGCAGCAUCCCCAGUGAUGCUCCUGCAUAAGGUGUGUGAGGCGACAGGGGUUGGCCAGCCGCUCUAUGAGAUGUACUACAGCCAUGCUGGGCCAGAUGGAUUCCUCUACUUUACCUAUACAGUGUGUAUCCCUGGAAUAACAAUGCCCUUCAAAGGGCUGGUCAUGAUCUUGCCGGGACCCACUGCCACCACCAUGCUGGAGGAAGCUUGGCAGGCUGCAGCCCAGCAGGUCCUGCAGAGGGUUUACAAUAACCAGCUCACCCACUGACAAGCUGAUCAGAUAACAGAAGGACCCCUUCUGCAGCACUGUUUCAGGAUGUUUGUUUUGCCAAUGAUGUUAUAUCCAAAAAAAGAUGUUUGAUCUUAAAUGUAGUUUGUUGAUUUCUGCAUGUUUUUAUUAUAGUUGUGUUAAACUUGUAUUGUUUGAACUUCUGUGGUUUGUUUUAUGCAUGCUUUUUUUUGUGUUACUGUCAAUUUGGUUCCUCAUUUUAAUUAAAAUGAGAUUUAAAGGAUA